Molecule: messenger RNA, 7085 nt
Organism: Carassius gibelio (silver crucian carp)
Lineage: Eukaryota; Metazoa; Chordata; Actinopteri; Cypriniformes; Cyprinidae
Exons: 4
Coding region: 1-3411 (1136 amino acids)
Biological process (GO): proteolysis
Molecular function (GO): aspartic-type endopeptidase activity
Source: RefSeq, a predicted model, not a curated record
AUGGCAGAAGAGGAAGUGCUUGGGGCACGGCAACCCGUCGUGCCAAUCUUUAUGGGGGCUCCGUGGGCUCCGAAGUAUGGAGGCCCGGGAUCCGAAAUGAGCUUGUCGAUGUGGAAGGUACAGGUGGAGUACCUGGCAGGGCUCCAAGGUCUGAGUGCCCCGCAGCAGGUUCAGUUUGUUUUAAACUCUUUGGAAGGGGAAGCGAGGAGAGAAGUUCAGGCAGCACCGGCAGCAACUCGAGCGACUGUCCAGGCCAUUUUUGACUUCCUCACGGGACAAUAUGGAGACACCACCCCGGUAGCUGUUCUGAGGACGCAAUUUUUCAAUUCUCGGCAAGGCCCUCGGCAAUCUGUUCGGGCAUUUACCCUACAAUUACGGGAACAGUUUUCUAGACUUACAGGGAGACAGGAUCAUGGCCUGGGGGGCGAAGAGGUUUUACUACGAGAUCAGUUUUUAGUGGGGCUGCGGGAAGGCCCUGUGCGUCAGAGUCUGCGGGUGCAAUUUCGACGAACCCCGAACCUGACCUUUGAAGAGCUUCGACAAGAAGCACUGGCCCUUGAGUGUGACCACAUGGAGAAUGUAGAUCCUCCCAGCUGCCUAGCCACGAAUGUUGUUAGCACCCCUUCGACUACUACGACAUCUGACUGGAAGCAGGCCCUCCGGGAAGAGUUGAAGAGAGAUGUGCGGGAACAAAUGUCUGACCUAUCUAAAUCUUUUAUGGAGGAGCUUCGGCGAGAGCGCCUCCAGUUGUCCUCUUUACCGCGGGAGCGGGCUUACUCUGAUGGGAACCGUCCUCCCGACCGCCGUCCAUCCCGACCUUCUGGAUCGCGAUUUCAGUGGGAUGAGCGUGGGCGUCCCAUCUGCAACGGCUGUGGAGAGCCGGGACAUUACUUCCAGUUUCCGGCCACUGUGGGUCAAGUGGUCGGGACCCCCUUAUCAGACCCCUCUCUGCCUACAACUUCUAGGAGCCGCCUGGUGGGCUGUUGCCCAGUGGUGGUGGUUCAGGUCAAUGACCAGAAAGUGCAGUGCCUCUUGGAUACAGGCUCCCAAGUGACCCUAUUCACCGAAAGCUUGGCCCAUGAGUUGUUUGGCACCGAAGGUCGUCCACCUGCGGAAGCCCCCUGGUUGACGCUACGUGGGGCGAAUGGUCUUGACAUCCCGUAUGUGGGAUACCUUGUGACUGAUCUAAAGAUUCAGGGAGUAGUGGUGCCACAGAAAGGAGUGGUGGUCGUACGAGACACAUGCCUGGGGUCUCAUCGUGCCCUGAUUGGGAUGAACGUCAUUUCGGACUGUUGGGAGGAGCUGUUCCGAAGUAGACCGGCUCGAACAGCUGCAACAUCAGCCGGGCAGGAGUGGGACCGCAUCAGGGCCGACUGCCGUCGAGUAUGUCUGGCCGAACAACAGGGGGAUCGGGAAAGCACGGGAAGAGUAGCCUGCCGUUACGCCUUGUCCAUUCCAGCUCAGAGUGAGGCUUUGGUCGGGGUCAGGUUGCCUCCUCGACUUUAUAGUCCGGAAGAUUGGGUCAUGGUGGAACCCCAUGAAGAUGGUCCCAAGGUGGAAGUUGCUCGAGGAUUGGCGACUGUUCAGGGGGGCCGGGUCUCAGUGCGAGUCAGGAACAUGAAUCCCUUCCCUGUUCACUUGUAUCGUCACCAGCGUUUGGCCCGGGUGACCUCAGUGAGGCCCCAGCAGGUUCGUGAACAGGGUGAAGUCAACUUCAAUCGGGUAGGCCCGACAGUGGUAGAGGUGGCCCUGACACGAGCGGGUUCGGGGGCGGGAGAGAUAGGAGGAGGGUUGCCUACCCACCUGAUGGGGGAGUCUUUACGGGGUGAAGGACUAGGAGAAGAGCAAUUGGGACAACUCCAAGAGUUCUUGAUGGAAUGGCAGCACUUGUUUUCCACUCACGAUGAGGAUUACGGCCGCACGGAUGUGGUGCGACAUCAAAUCCCAACUGGGGAUGCUGCACCCAGCCGAGAGCGCUAUCGACCCGUGCCCCCGACCUUGUAUUCAGAGGUCCGCACCCUUUUGCGAGGGAUGCUUGACAAGGGGAUUAUUCGAGAGAGCAGUAGCCCUUGGGCUGCCCCGAUAGUACUGGUUCGAAAGAAAACUGGUUCCUGGAGGUUUUGUGUGGAUUACCGAAGGCUGAAUCAAGUCACCAAAAGGGAUGCUUUCCCGUUGCCUCGAGUUGAAGACUCUCUCACGAGCCUCACACAAGCCACCUGGUAUUCCACCCUUGACUUGGCCAGCGGUUACUGGCAGGUGCAGAUGGACGAGCAUGACCGGGAGAAGACUGCAUUCACUACCCCCUUUGGCCUAUAUGAAUGGGACCGGAUGCCGUUUGGCCUUUGCAACGCCCCAGCCACGUUCCAACGGCUGAUGCAGCGUUGUUUAGGCAACCAACUGAUGGAUUCCACCCUCGUCUAUCUAGACGACGUCAUUGUCUACUCCCCAGAUUUCAAGUCCCAUCUCGAGCACCUAGAGCAAGUCUUCCGUUCCCUAGAGCGAUAUGGGUUGAAGCUCCAGCCAGACAAGUGCCAGCUCUUCCGCAAAGAGGUUAAAUUCUUGGGGCAUGUGGUGAGUGCAGCGGGGAUUUCAGUUGAUCCCGAGAAGGUGGUGGCAGUGCAGGAGUGGGCUGCGCCCAAGACGGUGCGCCAGGUUCGUUCAUUCCUGGGCUUCGUGGGUUACUAUAGGCGAUUCAUUAAAGAUUUCUCUAAAAUCGCUAGGCCGAUCAACCAGUUGCUGGGAGGUAUGGGACGAGUUCGUGGCCGAGGGUCCCCUUCGAUCCAAUGGGAUCCGGCCUGUGAAGCUGCCUUCCAGAAACUCAAGCAGGAACUACUACAGGCCCCGAUCCUAGCCUACGCUGACUUCACACAACCCUUCAUCCUGUAUACCGAUGCUAGCCACCUGGGCUUGGGGGCUGUCUUGGCCCAGAAGCAACAGGGAGAGGAAAAGGUAAUCGCCUAUGCAAGCCGAAGUUUACAUCCAACGGAGAAGAACGACGCCAAUUACAGUUCUUUUAAGCUUGAGUUGCUGGCAGUGAAGUGGGCGUUGUGUGAAAAGUUCAAGGAUUACUUGUGGGGAGCCAAGGUACGGGUCGUCACAGACAAUAACCCGUUGGUUCAUUUGCAGACUGCUAAACUGGGGGCGGUGGAACAACGCUGGGUGGCACAACUGGCCAAUUUUGACUAUCAGCUCCAGUACCGGCCAGGAAGAGAACACACUAAUGCCGAUGUACUAUCAAGGUUACCCGGCGAAGGAUCGGCAGGUCAGGUACCAGCACCAGAAGCGGGGUCCGAUGAGGGACUGAUGGUGGGAGUUGUAGAGGCACCAGGGCAAGUAUCGGAGGAACCCCCCCUUGUUGGGGGUGGGACCCACAGCGAUGGAGGCGGUGGCAGGGCGAAGACGGAGAUGUAGCGUUGGUUCGAACGUGGCUAGAACAGAAGGCCUGGCCUGAGGGUGUGGGACGCCGGACUCAGACUCGGAUUGUGCGGGGCCUGCUGGGACAGAGGGGGAGACUCUAUUUGAAGGAAGGUGUGCUCUGUAGGGCCCUCCAGGACCCAGGUCGGGGCGAUGAGGUCUGUCAAAUCGUGGUCCCUGAAGGGCGUUGUCAGGCUUUAUUGGAGGCAUAUCACACCAAGAUGGGACAUCAGGGGCAGGAGAGGACAUUGGCACUGGUGAGGCGACAUUUCUACUGGCCCGGAAUGGAGGGUGCCACGAGGACUUACCUUCAGAGGUGCCCACGCUGCACGUUGUUUAAGACCAAGAAGGACGUACGGGCACCGCUGGUUCCGAUGCAGGCCAAGGCACCGCUACAUAUGGUGGCCAUGGAUUAUCUGACUUUGGGACGGCCAGUGGAUCGGAUCCAGAACAUCCUUGUGGUAACCGAUCUGUUUACUAAGUAUGCUUGGGCCAUCCCAACUGUGGACCAAACCGCCAUUACGACUGCCAACGCCCUUUGGAGGUAUGUGAUCCAACCAUUUGGAUGCCCUGAAAUUUUCCACUCAGACCAAGGAACCAACUUUGAGUCCAGGGUGAUCCAUGAGCUGUGCCAACUGUACGGAUGCAAGAAGACCCAUACGACUCCCUAUCACCCCCAAGGGAACGGGGGGUGUGAGAGGUUUAAUCAGACCUUGCUGAGUUUAUUAGGAACCUUAGAGGAGGAACAGCAAGGCCAUUGGGUCGACAGACUCCCGGCGAUGGUACAGGCCUAUAACAACAGUGUGCACAGUACCACUGGUUACGCCCCCACCUACCUGAUGUUCGGCAGACAUGUGAGACUUCCGAUGGAUAUGCUUCUGGGGACCACUGCAGGGGAAGAGGGAGGUAGUUUGACAGAUUGGGUGACGGGACAUCAUCAACGCCUCCAGUCAGCAUACGAACGAGUCUCGGGCCGGAUUAACCGAGCAGCGUUGAAGAACAAGAGGUUGUAUGACCGGACGGCUCGAGAGGCACCGUUACUACCAGGGGAGAGGGUGCUGGUGCGGGAUAAUCGCCGACAAGGGAAGGGAAAAUUGAGUGACCGGUGGGAGGCUCAGCCGUUUGUCGUUUUGCGACAGCCACACCCAGACCAACCCGUAUAUGCAUUGCGGCCAGAAGGAAAGGCGGGCCCCGAACGGGUGUUACAUCGAAAUUUGAUCCGCCCUUGCCCAAACUACCCAAAACGUGUUGUAGAGAAUCCACCGGUUGAAACGUCCGGGAUGCCCCCGCUGGUAGGAUGGGCGGUGAUUCCAGGAGGCCUGGGCCUAGGGCUACGACCUGAAGCACCCAUUUCCCCACCUCGACGGUCCCAGCGUGAGAAUCGAGGUCAGCCUCCAGCUAGGUUUGGAGACUGGGUGUCUGGAGACCGUUCUCGGGACUAGAACGGUUUGGCGGGGGGGUAUGUCACAGUGUGACAAAUGGCAUGUGGAACUUAUUCCCGCUGAAGCAGUGUUCCCGGGGGAACGCUUUGAGUGUAACCCUGUUCCCAGGCCUGUGUGUGCGUUUGUUGCUGUGACAACCCCAAAUGAUGGAUUGGCAACAGGUGUGGGGGAUUUACUCAGAGUUUGCGUGAGGCCUCAUCAACAGUGGAGAGGAUAAAAAGCAAGAGAGAGAGGUGGUGCGUGUGGUUUUUCUCCCUUGUGAAAAGUCGUUUUAUUGGGUGGUAAUAGUUACUGGAGGACGGGUGAAUGAAGAGGACAGUGUUGCUUGAUGAGGGAUUCGAGAACAACAGCAGGAGAGUGAAUUACCCUGUUUGCAUUGGAGAGGAGCUGAGUAACUGAGAACUGAGUCUUGUAAUUGCACACGUUUGACACUGAAUUGGAUGUGGUUUGGAGUGUUUGGAUCACGAUCAUAAAUAUCACUGAGUGGAUUGUAUUGAUUCAUUACCGAUCUCUUACCUCUCCCUCCUCUAUAAAUGGUGAUGUGAACUCUGCCUGUGACUGUGAAGAAAAACACCUCAGAACAUCCUCAGUGGCAGUGAGGAUUGCGCCCUCCCCCUUCCCCUCGGACAGAAACCCGAAUGAGAAGAGAUGCCCUGUUGAAAUAUUUACUAUCUGCCUCAGAAAAGCUCUGUGCAACCUGUUGACUUCGAGUCUGCUGUAUCCCUGCCAUUCAACUGUAUGGUGAGAGGUGUUCGCUCCUUCCAAUACAUGUGAAUUGUAUACUUGCCUGAAACAUCCAUUCUGUCUGUCUCAGAAGAAGCCCAUAUUCAGCCUGUUGACUUCGAGUCUGCUGUAACCCUGCCAUUCAACUGUAUGGAGAGAAGUGUUCGUUCCUUCCACUGCCUGUGAACUGUAUACUUGCCUGAAACAUCCAUUCUGUCCGUCUCAGAAGGAGCCCCAUUCGGCCUGUUGACUUCGAGUCUGCUGUAUCCCUGCUAUUCGUCUGUAUUGUGAGAAGUGUUCGUUCCUUCCAAUGCAUGUGAACUGUAUACUUGCCUGAAACAUCCAUUCUGUCUGUCUCAGAAGAAGCCCGAUUCAGCCUGUUGACUUCGAGUCUGCUGUAUCCCUGCCAUUCAACUGUAUGGUGAGAAGUGUUCGCUCCUUCCAAUGCAUGUGAACUGUAUACUUGCCUGAAACAUCCAAUCUGUCUGUCUCAGAAGAAGCCCCAUUCAGCCUGUUGACUUCGAGUCUGCUGUAUCCCUGCUAUUCGUCUGUAUUGUGAGAAGUGUUCGUUCCUUCCAAUGCAUGUGAACUGUAUACUUGCCUGAAACAUCCAUUCUGUCUGUCUCAGAAGAAGCCCCAUUCAGCCUGUUGACUUCGAGUCUGCUGUAUCCCUGCCAUUCAACUGUAUGGUGAGAAGUGUUCGCUCCUUCCAAUGCAUGUGAACUGUAUACUUGCCUGAAACAUCCAUUCUGUCUGUCUCAGAAGAAGCCCCAUUCAGCCUGUUGACUUCGAGUCUGCUGUAUCCCUGCUAUUCAUCUGUAUGAGGAAGCCCCAUUCAGCCUGUUGACUUCGAGUCUGCUGUAUCCCUGCUAUUCAUCCGUAUUAAACCCUGCACAGCCUGUUGACUUAGAGUUUGUUGCAUCCUUGUGGCCCACCUGUGCUGAGAGAGGUGACUGUCCUUUGUCACGAACGUGAGAGGGGCACGCUUUGUCUGGAAUAUCCACUCUGACGGUGUCAGGAGAAGCCACCUUACGGUAAGACCGUGCACCUGCCGUAUACGUACUUGACUGAUAUCAUUCGCCUCAAAUUCCGUACCUGUGGAAGAAGGAAGGAAGGCUGGAAUUACAUACUUACCGGAGGAGACUUACCGGACCCCUCACUUGCCAAACACAUCCCCACCUCAAGGCUGUGUAUCUGCCGUGUACGGACCUGACCGAUAUCCAUCCGUCCCAAAUUCUGCAUCUGUGAAGAAGGGAAGGGAGUUUGGAAGUAUUUAAUUACCAGAGGAGACUUACCAGACUGCGGGCCUGCCGAUUGUAUUCCCACCUGUGAAAUAACUACUUGACCACCCAUCUGUCCAUCUAUUGCGGGGCCCGCACAGAGGAAGAGGGCGGGAGAGUCCCCGGUCGCUGCAUUGUUUACCUUCAAGCCCUGAGGGUAACAAAGAAGAUUUUAGGUUAGGAUUCCCAAUUUGCUUUUACUUCAAAAUAAAACUUGUUAAAUUUA